AUGCAGUUCACAUCCAAGUCCCUGAUGCUCGGCGCGGCAGUAGCCCUGGCUGGUCUGCACCUCGCCCACGCCGCGAGCAACAACAAGCCCUGCCCCGGCGUCCAGCACGUGGGCGAUGGCGGCAAGGACGACUACUGCUGCAUCGGCGGCUCCCUGCACUUCAGCAACUGCGACGGCUGGCCCAUCUGCAAGGGGCCGACCUCGUUCGACCCGGCCACCGAGACGGUGCUGAGCUGCGCCACCACCGUCCCGCUGUCGGCACCCAACUACGCCGACCUGGUCUCGAGCGCGAGCUCCAAGUACCUCAACGCCCAGGGCUCUGCCACCGUCCCCUUGACGCCCGUCGGUGCCGCCGCCCAGGCCGCUCCGACGGCGGCCGGCCAGCCUGCCAAGACUGGCACGACCGCGAAGGCCACGACCUCUGCGCCUUCUGGUACGACUACGACCACGUCGGCAGGUGCCAAGACAACGCAGUCGAGCACGAACGGUGGUGGGAGGCUAGAAGCUGCUUAUGGUAUUGCUGGUGUCCUGAUAGGGGCCGCUGCGCUGUUGUGA
Molecule: messenger RNA, 555 nt
Organism: Thyridium curvatum
Lineage: Eukaryota; Fungi; Ascomycota; Sordariomycetes; Thyridiales; Thyridiaceae
Exons: 1
Coding region: 1-555 (184 amino acids)
Source: RefSeq, a predicted model, not a curated record